AUGCUAUUGGAGAUUCCCACAUUGUACUACACUAAUGCAAACAUAAGGACUUAUACGGAGAUAUCGGAGCUAGGCCUCUCACACUGCAGGUUGGGGCGUAGCACAUCCCCAGGUUUCUCAGCGGGACUUUCUCCCUUAAGAAUCAGCCAUCACAUUCACGUUGCAGUGACCACAGUCAAUUCAACACAGCGUCUGUUGCCCGCUACUCGCUACAGUGACACCUACAUCUCGUCUAACCUCUUUUUUUGGCCCCUCCCUACAUCUACGGAUUUUGUGAUCGAGUUCCUCGAGUCCACAUCAUCCACAGAGCACAAUGUUGCCCUCGAUCUCAAGCGUUUGGACGCAAAUGUCUACAUCGUCACCGGCUCAAACACCGGCGUCGGCAAGGAAUUGGCUCGGAUGCUCUACUCCAAGAAUGCAAAGGUCUACAUCGCUGCACGCUCCGAGGACAAGGCAAACAAGGCAAUCGAGGAGAUCAAAAAGUCUACGCCCGCAUCCACAGGAGCAUUGGUCUUUUUGCGUCUGGACCUCAGCGACUUAACCACGAUUAAGGCAUCAGCUGAAAGCUUUCUCUCCUCAGAGAGAAAGCUCCAUGUCCUCUUCAAUAACGCCGGCGUUAUGACGCCGUCCCAGGGAGUGUCCAAGACUGCUCAAGGCUAUGAACUUCACCUCGGUGUCAACAACAUAGGGACCUUCAUGUUCACAAAACUACUAACCCCAACCCUCGUUACGACAGCCAAGUCAGAGCCGCCAAAUACAGUUCGCGUGGUCUGGGUUUCCUCGUCCGCGACGGAAUUCUUCGCCCACAAAUCCCUGGGCGUUCUGCUGGAUAAUUUGGAUUAUCAUAUCGAUAAGUCGCCUCAUUACAAGUAUGGAAUUAGCAAAACUGGCAAUUAUCUACAUGGUGUCGAGUUUGCAAAACGAUACAGGGCCGACGGUGUCAUCAGCAUCCCGUUAAACCCGGGAAAUCUUUCCUCGGAGCUCUACCGAAAACAAGGGGCCAUGUUUCGGUUGAUGGUCAAGCUUAUUGCCUAUCCACCCGUCUUUGGUGCAUAUACCGAACUCUUUGCCGGUCUAUCACCGAAGGUCACGAUUGACAAGUCUGGAAGCUGGGGGGUCGAAAAGGACGAGGCACAGUGCAGCCUCAGCCUGAAAUUGAGUGUGACGGGGUUCUCCCAUGGCUCGGACAAUGGCAGUCAAUGGGGUAGCUCCAGUGGGACUACUGCAUCCUCCACAUCAGCUACAUACGUACUAAGAUUGGCGUGCAGAUGGGACGAUCUGGGGACUCUAGCGAGAAGCAGGGGGCUCAGCUACGGCUGGGGGGUAGACAACGCUAAUAAUACCUCCUUGAGCCCGGACAGGAGGAUUCUUUUAGAUGAAGCAAUCACGAAUGCUACAGAUGAGCAACAGUUAAUAACCUAUCUAGUCGGUCCGUGGUUGACAUUCAUCCAGAGCAUCAAUGACGAUUUGGAUCCUGGCAGUCGAGAGCCAAUAUUAUAUAACCCUACCUGA
This is a messenger RNA of Rasamsonia emersonii CBS 393.64, 1512 nucleotides long. RefSeq lists its product as uncharacterized. The transcript is spliced from 6 exons. NCBI's taxonomy places the organism in Eukaryota, Fungi, Ascomycota, Eurotiomycetes, Eurotiales, Trichocomaceae. The record is from RefSeq and is a predicted model, not a curated record. The coding region runs from base 1 to 1512 and encodes 503 amino acids.